Coniosporium apollinis CBS 100218 is the source of this 1548-nucleotide messenger RNA. Its product is annotated as UDP-N-acetylglucosamine pyrophosphorylase. NCBI's taxonomy places the organism in Eukaryota, Fungi, Ascomycota, Dothideomycetes. The record is from RefSeq and is a predicted model, not a curated record. Gene Ontology annotation, biological process: UDP-N-acetylglucosamine biosynthetic process. The transcript has 2 exons. Gene Ontology annotation, molecular function: UDP-N-acetylglucosamine diphosphorylase activity. The coding region runs from base 1 to 1548 and encodes 515 amino acids.
AUGGCCGCCGCAAUUAAAGACACCGUCAACAGCAUGCUCGAGAGCCUCAACCUCACCAGCCCCGAGCCGAAAGGCGCCCCGCCAAAGGAGCCCAGCGCAGAAGAAGUCCAAGAGCUCCGCUCAAAGUACGAAAAGGCCGGACAGGAGCAAGUUUUCACCUUCUACGACUCCCUCAGCGUAGCAGAGAAAGCCUCUCUCUUUGGCCAACUCUCCGCCAUCGACCCGGACCACAUCAACAAGAUCACCGACCGGGCCCUCAACCCCCCGAAAUCCGAGCAAAAAGACGAUUCUCCGACCCUCGAGCCUCUUCCCGAGUCCGCUACGUCCUCAGUCCUCGACUCCAAGCCCGAAGACCUCACGGCAUGGUACGAGUCCGGCCUGGACCUGAUUGCAGAGAACCAGGUCGCCGUGGUGCUGAUGGCUGGUGGGCAGGGGACACGCCUCGGCAGUUCAGCGCCUAAGGGCUGCUUUGACAUUGGGCUGCCGAGCCACAAGUCGCUGUUCCAGCUGCAGGCGGAGCGGAUCAGGAAGGUGCAGCAGCUGGCGCAGAAGAAGCAUGGGAAGGAGGCCGUCGUCGUGCCGUGGUAUGUCAUGACCAGCGGACCGACGAGAGCGUCGACGGAGAAGUUCUUUGCGGAGCAUGACUGUUUUGGGCUGAAGAAGGAGAAUGUGGGGAUUUUUGAGCAGGGUGUGCUGCCGUGCAUUUCGAACGAUGGGAAGAUAUUGCUGGAGAGUACGUCAAAGGUUGCUGUGGCCCCAGACGGCAAUGGCGGCUUAUACCAAGCACUCAUCAGUGCCGGUGUCGUAGCCGACAUGCGCAAGCGCGGCAUCAAGCACAUCCACGCGUACUGCGUCGACAACUGCCUCGUCAAGGUAGCUGAUCCGACGUUCAUCGGCUUCUCCGCGUCCAAAGACGUGGAUAUCGCGACCAAGGUCGUCCGCAAGCGCAAUGCGAAGGAGUCCGUCGGCCUUAUCAUACAAAAGAACGGCAAACCUGAUGUGGUUGAAUAUUCCGAGAUUGACGCGGAGACCGCGGAGGCCAAAGACCCCAAGAACCACGACCUGCUUAAGUUCCGCGCCGCAAAUAUCGUCAAUCACUACUACUCCUACCGCUUUCUCGAGAGCAUCCCUGAAUGGGCACACCGCCUGCCGCACCACAUGGCGCGCAAGAAGAUCCCGUCUGUGGACAUCGAGACGGGCAAGACGGUCAAGCCCGAAAAGCCGAACGGGAUCAAACUCGAACAGUUUGUGUUUGACUGCUUCCCGUUCCUAUCGAUGGACAAAUUCGCUUGCAUGGAAGUGAAGCGCGAAGACGAGUUCUCGCCACUGAAGAACGCAAAAGGCACGGGAGAAGAUGACCCGGACACCAGCAGGCGGGACAUUAUGGAUCAGGGGAGGCAGUGGGUGCAGGAUGCAGGAGGCGUGGUCACAGGCGAGAGCGAUGAUACUGGGAUCGAAGUCUCUCCGUUGAUCAGCUACGGCGGUGAGGGUCUCGACUUCUUGAAGGGGCGGACGAUCAGGGCUCCCGCGGUGAUCGAGAAGGAGUAA